This is a messenger RNA of Hibiscus syriacus, 2937 nucleotides long. Its product is annotated as kinesin-like protein KIN-6. Bases 8 to 2872 code for a protein of 954 amino acids. Gene Ontology annotation, biological process: microtubule-based movement. Gene Ontology annotation, cellular component: microtubule; kinesin complex. The record is from RefSeq and is a predicted model, not a curated record. Gene Ontology annotation, molecular function: microtubule motor activity; microtubule binding; ATP hydrolysis activity. Lineage: Eukaryota; Viridiplantae; Streptophyta; Magnoliopsida; Malvales; Malvaceae. The transcript has 25 exons.
AAAUGCAAUGGAGAACAAUACUGCCACACCAAGUUCUACACUCAUCACCGCCCGUCGAAACCCACACCGUAAGGCCAAGUCUGCGGCCUUAUUCAAUACAUCUCGACUUCCCCCUCAGUGCACUUCGUCCUCUGAAUUACCUCAAAUUUCUUCGUUUCCAAUCCAAGACAUUCUCUCAGAAAAAAUCCUGCAAAAUUCCCCCACCAUCACAGCCGCCUCGCCCUCGCCAUCACCUCCGCAAGUUUCAGUCCUAGAGAACCUCAAAGUCUUUUUGAGAAUCCGUCCUCUUGUGCCUCUUAAAGGCUCAAAAAAUAACGCAGGAGAUCAACAUGCUAGGUCGAGGACGAAAAAUGUUUGGCCUCAAAAUCCAUCCAAAAAGAAUAGCGUCAAAGAGAAGAAAAACCCACAGAAGAAAAGCAAUGAAUGUUGUAUUACGGUGAGCCAGGAUUUUCGUUCGGUUACUUUGUCACCUCCUUUGCAUCUACAAGAAACUAAACGCGUCAGAUCGGAGGUUUAUGAAGGGUUUUCUUACGUGUUUUCAGAUGAGUCGACUCAGUCUGAAGUAUACGAAAAGAUGGUGAACCCGUUGGUUGAGGAUUUCCUCAACGGUAAAAGUGGAAUGUUGGCGGCAUUAGGGUCGACAGGCUCCGGCAAAACACAUACAAUUUUUGGCAGUUCCCGCGAACCUGGUAUGGUUCCUCUAACACUCACACGGAUUUUCAAGUCCGCUCCAGGGCGUGCCUCCCAGUCCUCAAGGCAAUUUUACUUAUCUAUUUUCGAAAUAUGUGCUGAGCGAGGGAAGGCCGAGAGGAUAUGCGAUUUAACUUCUGAUAGACCAGAUCUGUCUAUGCAGCAAUCAAUCGUUAAAGGGCUCCAAGAGGUUCUAGUCCAUGAUGUUUCAGAGGCAGAGUCAUUGAUAGCUCGUGCUCUUCUGAGACGUUCUACGGCUAUGACAAAUGCCAACAGCCAGUCAAGCCGUUCCCAGUGCAUCAUCAACAUUCGGGGAGGUACUGAAAUGUCUGAUCCAGAAAAUGAUAAACAAUCAAAUUAUGCUGUUUUUUCUAUUGUUGACCUUGCCGGAGCAGAAAGAGAGAAACGAACUGGAAAUCAGGGAGCAAGAUUGGCCGAAAGCAAUUUUAUCAAUAAUACAUCCAUGGUUUUUGGUCUGUGCCUAAAAUCUUUGCUUGAGCACCAAAAGAAUCCCAAGAAAGCACUGCAGAAGCACUUCCAGAAUUCCUUGCUGACAAGAUACCUCCGCGAUUAUUUGGAAGGCAAAAAGAGAAUGACUCUGAUUUUAACAGUAAAAUCUGGAGAAGAAGACUAUCUGGAUGCAUCAUACUUAUUACGACAAGCUUCACCUUAUAUGAAAAUUAAGUUUGCUAACAUUGAGGCUCAGCCCAAUUUGCUCCGCAACAAGAGACAAAUUCAAACCUCUAAAGCUGAGCAGUCUAAGAGAAUGAAACUUGGUAACUUAGACGCUUCAAUGAUUGAGAAAAAGAUUGUUGGAGAUGAAAACCGGCUUCCUGAUGAAGGAGAUCUGACAAGCUGCGGUGCAGACUUAAAAAGUAGUACACCUCUGAAAUCGAAUUCUGAUGAUUUGAUGAAGGAGAGAACUCAUCAGAUUACGCAAAGGUUUGCCAAAGCUUUAUGGAAUGUUUUGAAGCAACAUAAUGAAAAACUGAAGGUUGUUGAGUGUGAAAACCAGAUUCUAAGAGAAAAUCUUAGAAAUGAGAAGAAAAGAUCUAUUGAGAUGGAGAAAGAGCUGAAGAAUUUGAGAUCCUGCUGUACUUGCUCCAAGGACAACUCAGUGGCAUCAACUGAUGUAAAAGUAGUUGAGGAUUUUGAAUUUAUUGUGCUUUCCGAGGUACAGAAAUUUUGUGGCAUUGAUGAGACAAAACUGGAUUUGGAUUCUUCCACUCACAUCAAAUCGGAACGUAGUAGCAGUCCCAGAAUAUAUGACUCUACUCCAGGAGAGGAUAAUAAUAAUAAGAAGUGCUCACCAGAAAAAGGCGACCCUUUUCCAAGGAAAAAGCAGGGCAUGUGUUCUGAGUUAAGAAAUUUAGAAGCGGAUGCUAGAUCUCCAAGCAUUUGUGUUUCAAGUGAUAACAAUCAAGGUCGUCAGAUACCUGAAAGCUUUCCUGGGACUGAAAAUAUUCACGAGGAUUCAAAUGAGUCAACAAAUAAUGUGGUUGUUGAGCAUCUUGAUCCUAAUUCACAAGAAACAGGGGGGUUGGGGUAUUUCCUUCCCCCUUCAAUCUGUUAUUUCACCCAUACGACAAAUGUAAGCCUUUCCCGUUUUGCAGUUAGACUUUCGGGCAAUGAAAAUAGUAUAUCUGUACAGCCAUGUCAACAGCUUGGUGAAAACGAUGAGGAUUCACUGGAUCUGCUGGGUUGUAAGUUACCUGAAAGCUUUCCUGGGACUGAAAAUAUUCACGAGGAUUCAAAUGAGUCAAAUAAUAUGGUUGCUGAGCAUCUUGAUCCUAAUUCACAUGAAACAGUUAGACUUUCGGGCAAUGAAAAUAGUACAUCUGUACAGCCAUGUCAACAGCUUGGUGAAAACGAUGAGGACUCAUUGGACCUGCCGGUGUCACAUAAGCAUUUUGAAAAAACUCAACAUCAAGACCUUACUGAAGUCCCCGGGAGUGGAGUAAGACCUAAUGCCUCCCGCAGCUCUUCAAAGAUGGAAAAACCAAAAAGGAGACUUUUGCCUAAAUCAUCCAUUCUAGUCAGAGAAAUCAGCACCUAUGAUGCUGAUGAGAUUGACAAACCAAAGGGAAACGGAGGUGGGAAGAACUUGGCUGCUUCUGAGAGGCAAAGAACUCAGGGCAGCAUUUCUCUCCUAAGCUUACUUAAGAAUAAUCUUCAUCUCUAGUUUAGCACCUUUUAUUUCUUCACGUAAAGCUUGCUCUUUUUGUAUAGAUGUGGCCGUUUGAGUUC